Ectocarpus siliculosus is the source of this 4356-nucleotide messenger RNA. The record is from the annotation of a GenBank genome assembly. NCBI's taxonomy places the organism in Eukaryota, Phaeophyceae, Ectocarpales, Ectocarpaceae.
AUGCCUUUCUUCCUGAAGCCAGAGUCGGGAUCAGGUGCGUCGGACCUGCUGGACGAACGACUUCGAAGUUUGACGCUCCAGCUCAAAGCAUCGGAGGAAGCAUGCCAGGCCUUGCUCCCCAGCGUGGAGGCUUUCAUCAAAGGAACCAGACAGAUGUGUCGCGGUGCUGGGGACGCCGCAAGUGCUUUCGGAGCUGUCCUUGAACUUGAUUCGGACAGGACGGCGGGAGGAACCGGCCCUUUGAAGCAGCUCCCGGCGGCGGCGGCGGCGGCAGCAGGGACGGACUCACGAUCGUCGCUGGCCCAUGGCCAUCAUGGUGAUGGUGGUGGGGACGGGCUGGAAGCCACGGAGGGUGCCGAAGGAAAAGGCGGAGCGAAGCCGGAGGCUAGUGGUGGAAGGGACGGGCCAGCGUCAACCGCGGGUAGGAGAGCAAGCGGGGAGUCGAUGCGAGCGAAGCUUCUGGCGCUGCAGCUGACUGAAUGCGCCAACGAGAUGGAGGAGCACCUGAGGGUGCAGGUUGUGAAGCCUGUUGCACGGGUGUUGGAAGGUCGCAACGACGUGCAGGCCGUCCUCCGCGAACGAUUGCUCAUCGCUGAUAGACUUGCUGAGGCUCACAGCGACUACGCCAAGUCCGUUUCACGGUACCAAUCUUCCAUUUUCGACAACGUCAGUGGAGGGCCGCCACCGGAGGUCGUGGUGUUGGGGGAUAGAGUGGUGGGGGCUUCGGACGCGUUUGCGGAGGCGCAUGGCCGGGCGGAGGAGGUGCUGACAAAGAGGUUGGCAGAAAGAGGGCGGUGUCUGCGAGAGGCCGCGUCUUCGCUCAAGGCAGCGCAAGCGGGUUUCUUCGUGCGGGCGAGCCGUUGCGUUUCUUCGUCGGUGGUGUGGGAAUCACCCGAUGAUGUUCUGUCACGGGCGACGGGCGACCUUCAGAACACUACCCGCUCAACUGCAGAAGACACCAGGAAACCACCUGCGGCUAGCCAUGUAGCGAAGCCCAAAGCGGUCGUGGUUUCCACCGAUGCAGCUUUUGAAGGUGGAAAGGAGGAGAGGGACGGGGGCGCGGCUGGCAGCCAAGCCAAGAGUGCGGUUUUUAGCACAGGGAUACAUGAUAGAGAUACAGUUAAGGGCAAGUGGAAAAAAGGCGGAGACUACGAUGGGCUUCGCAACGACUCCUCGAAGCGACGGCGCAACAGCGGGUGGUUUAAGCGCCUGGCCUCUUCGUUCCAGACAAACAGGCCGAGGUCCGCAAGCGAAGAGUUGCUGGAGGAGGAGCGGAUGCCGUCGCCGUUCAACGAUAACGCAGACGAGUACGACAGCGGUGGUGACGACGACAAGAAGCUUUGUCUCCGGUCGAUCCCGCGGGCAACGGCAUCAUCCUCGGCGAAAAGCCCCAAAGGGAAGCUGUUGUUUGGAGGAGAGGACUUUUGGGACGGGAAUUCAUCGCUGCGAAACGGCAACACUGCAGAGUUAGCGACGGAGGCGGCGGCAACCUCGAGCCCAGAUGCGGGGAGUGACGCCUCGGCAACAGGCGCCGUUGCCGACAGCGACAGCGGCGGCGGCGGCGGCGGCGGCAGCGGUGUAGAGCCACAGGUGGAGACAGAGGGAGAAGAUACGGACUACGAGACUGGGAGUAACACCACCGAAGGCUUCGGGUCCGACGAUGCAGGCGACCUGUGGGACGGGAGAAGGUCGACGUUGAUGGCACCAUUGGACCGAACUUCGUUCAUGCCCAACGACAACGGGCACAAGAGCGAAGAGGAGGAGGAGUGGCACGUGCCACCGGAAGAAGAGAGCAAUGGUGACGAGCCUGAGGGCGGAGACAGUUGCGGUAAGGGUGCGGCGGGCUCGCCGAGUGGUGCGGAGGAAGAGGAAGGCGUAGAGCUGAUGCCUGGAGCCCACCCGGAAGUGGGGGUCGCAGAGACGUCGAAGGAAGAGGGCGGGGCUUCGAGAAGCGGGAUUAUUUCGCCAGCUUCCGAUGUUGACGGCACGGUUCCGCCUGCUGCGGAGAACGACGGUGCGCCAGAAAGUGCUCGCAGCGUGAAAGGCGGUCGGGACCGCGUCGACGAGGAGCGCGAUGGCGGCCGGGGAGGGGGGCUUGUCAAGGACAGCGGUGACAGCGUUGCUGAAGGAGCUAAAGCCGAAGACAUCAGCAGCCCCGUGCCGACCCGAAGAUCGCCCUACUUGGUCCACUGCUCUCCUUCGCGGGCACCUCCAUCCAUCCUGCCAGUUUUGCCGGAGCCGGGCCCGAAAGAGGACGGGGUGGAGGACCCUUUGCCGCCGGUGGCCAUCGAGCAGCGCAGGACUCCGUCGCCGCUCUGCAAGAUCACUGCUUCUCCGGCGAUUUCGGACGGCAGCAGCUGCAAAGAGUCCCCGCGAGCGUGGAGGCUGAGCUGGUGGGCUAAAGCGAGUGACAGACAUCCCCUGCCCCCGCCGAACGACGACGGGGACAACGAAGAAGCCGGCGGUGGCACUGGGACGUCCUUCGCCACCGCCUUGGCUGCCGCCGCCGGCGGGGAGGAGGCCGCCGCCGCGGCACUGUCAGCCGGCGGUGCUUUUGCGCCGUCGCGCAACGCCGGCGAUGCACCAGCCGUCAUGGACGGCGGGGAAAAGAAGGCGUCCCUUGAGGAAGCCCUCAAGAGCGCGGCGACCGAGACCGUGGCGGACGCUGCGAGCGAGAGACGGUCGAGGAGGCGGUGGACGCAGCGGCGCCGCGAGAAGCCGUGGUUGUCGAAGGACAAGCUGGCCGACCCCCAGACGAGGGCGCUAGAGGCGGCCUCGGAGUACCUAGACGUGGUGGCGUUGGCGAAGGCGGUCGUGGUCUGCCGUGCUUGGAGGGAGCCGCUCGCCGGGGAGGAGGGGAGGCAACGGUGGAUGCGCUGCGUCAGGUUGGCGGACGGCGUGCCGGAGAACCGGAGGGCGAUGUUUUACCUGCACAUCUUGUAUGACCAGCCCUGUUGGGUGCAGAAGGCGCACGGAUCGAAGUCUUCGGAGCGCCCUCGCCCAGGCGUGUACCAGGAGUGCCUGGAGAAGGCAGAAGCAGACCAGGAGGAGACGGUGGCCGCGAAAGAGAUGCAACGGAUUCUAGAAGAGGAAGAAAGAAACGGCCGUGCCUCACCGUCAGCAGGAGCACGCGCGGCAGCCCUCUUCCGAGACUCGGGAGGCCUUCGGGCAGUGGCGGGGGGCUGUGACGGCGACGGCGACACGCCAGCGCCUCCCCCGAGAUGUCACAAGUGGCUCGAAGAGAUCGAGACGGACGUUCUGCGGACGUGUCCUGGCGAUGAUGCCGCAGGCGAGGAUGCGGUGAACGAGUUCGACAGCGUGCUUUCCAAGAACACCGCUGCGGCGGCUGCGUCAGAUGGUGGAGAGAUCGGCGACACCGGUACUCCUCCCGCCAACGAGUCGAGCCGUGUCCGCUUCUCGGUGAGUUUUUCGUCGUUCGGCAGCAGCAACAGCAGCAGCACCGUGAAAGCGGUGGCCAACAGAAGCAGUGGUGCCGUUGCCGAGGACCUUGGAAGUGAUGGGAGGAGAUCGUCGACAGCACCAGUUCAAGGUCGAGACUCGGCACCGACAGAAGGCGAGGAGGUGGUAGCGGGGGGGCGGGGUGGAAGCGGAGCGAUUGUAAGGAACAAGUUCAGUGCAACCGGCGGCGGGAUGCGGGAUAAGCUGCGGAGAGUUCUGCGAGCGUUUGCGGUGUACAACCGCCGGGUUUCGUAUUGCCAGGGCAUGAAUUUCGUGGCGCUUGCGCUGCUUGAAGCUUGCGAAGGGGACGAUGAGAACGCCUUCUGGAUUCUGGCGGGGAUGUGCGAAAACCUGGAGUUGGGGGGGUUGUGGUGCCAGGGGCUAGAGAGGCUCGAUCUGUGCUUUUUCUCGCUGGAAAGGCUGUUGCGGCGACACUGCCCUUCGUUAAGGCAGCACCUUUCCGACGAAGGCGUCGAGCUGAGCAUGUUCACCAGCCGCUGGUUCGUGACUUUGUUCACGUCUACGGAUGUCUUCGGACGCGGCACCUCUCGGAAGAUCCUCGACAUGUUCCUGGUGGAGGGAUGGCCUCUGCUGUUCAAGAUGUCCCUUGGGGUGCUCUUGGAAAUGCGACCUCUGCUCGAGCCCGCCGACAUGGAAGGCAUCCUGAAGGUCACCAAGUUCCCGCGAGCACACCUGUUCGGGCUGAGGCGAGACGGCUCGGGCAGGCACAUCGCGGGAGCGUCGUUUGAAGAGGCGACCCAGGGGUCCUUGUGCGAAUCCAUCCGGGCUGGGCAGAUGGUCGAGCAUGCGCUUUUGUUGCACAUUUCUGGGGAGACGUUGGAGCAACACCAGCGGGAGUACCGUCUUCAAAAGCACGCUGCGCCAGGAUCGGACUGA